UAAAUAAAAUCGCCAGCAUAAAAUAUUUUUAAUAUUGUGAACAAAUUGCUGUGUCUGCCCAGGUUCAUGUGCAUUUAAGAGGCGGAGCUUGGUGAGGUGCCUCAUGCCUAGUUUGUGUGAGUGUUUGGGCGUGAGCCGUGGCUGACAGCAGUUUCUGCUCAAGUGUGCUCAUUACGUUUCUCCCGGUGUCCAAUAAAUGGCCGAAAAGUAACAACUGCCGACUAUGGCUCUCCUUUUCCACCUAAUAAGAGCAUACAACAAAUGCGUUUACUGUAAAACCCCUUACAAAUCUCCUGUGUUGGAUCUCUGUCAACAUCCAUGGACUAAUCGGUGUGUGCCUCCCGUGCAGGCGUACCUGAUCUAUUCCAGCAGCGUGGCGGCGGGGGCCCAGAGCGGCAUCGAAGAGUGCAAGUACCAGUUUGGAUGGGACCGCUGGAACUGCCCUGAGAGAGCCCUGCAGUUGUCCACGCACAGCAGCUUGCGCAGCGCCAAUCGGGAGACAGCGUUCGUGCACGCCAUCAGCUCAGCUGGUGUCAUGUACACACUGACCAGGAACUGCAGUCUGGGCGAUUUCGACAACUGCGGCUGCGACGACAGCCGGAACGGGCAACGAGGUGGCCACGGUUGGCUGUGGGGCGGCUGCAGCGACAAUGUCGGCUUCGGCGAGGUCAUCGCCAAGCAGUUUGUCGACGCUUUGGAGACCGGGCAAGACGCCCGAGCGGCUAUGAAUCUGCACAACAACGAAGCUGGCAGGAAGGCGGUCAAGGGGACCAUGCAGAAGAUGUGCAAGUGCCACGGGGUGUCGGGGAGCUGCACCACGCAGACUUGCUGGCUGCAGCUGCCCGAGUUCAGGGAGGUGGGCAACUACCUGAAGGAGAAGUACCACCGAGCUCUCAAAGUCGACCUCCUCCGCGGGGCCGGCAACAGCGCGGCCAACCGGGGGGCGGUGGCCGAGUCCUUCAGCUCCAUCUCUCGCAAGGAGCUGGUCCACCUGGAAGACUCGCCCGACUACUGCUUGGAGAACCGCACGUUGGGUCUGCCGGGCACGGAGGGUCGCGAGUGCCUGAAGAAGGGGAAGAACUUGAGCAAGUGGGAGAAGCGCAGCUGCAGGAGGCUGUGCGGCGAAUGCGGCCUGGCCGUGGAGGAGCGCAAGGCCGAGACGGUGUCCAGCUGCAACUGUAAGUUCCACUGGUGCUGCGCGGUCAAGUGCGAACAGUGCAGGAAGACGGUGACCAAAUUCUUCUGCGUGAAGAAAGGAGGCGCUAGGGGGAGGAACGAGAGCGCGGGCGGACGGCGUAAGACCCUCAAGUCCGGCAAGAAGCACUGAGCCUCCCCUUUGGAAUACUUUGGGUCAGAUUUGGGAGGGGGGGGGGGGGGGUUUAACAUUUCCAGAAACGAAAAAAGACAAUCUCAAGCCAAUUGCUUGAAAUGUAUUCCAAAAACUCCUCCGCCUCUCCCCGAGAUUUUCCAUCCAUCCAUCCAUUUUCCGCUCCGCAUUGUCCUCCCAAGGGUCGCGGGGGGUGCUGGAGUCCAUCCCAGCCGUCUUCGGGCUGUAGGCGAAGGGACACCCUGAACCGGUUGCCAGCCAAUCGCAGGGCACACAGAGACGAAUAACCAUUCGCGCUCACACUCACACCUCGGAACAAUUUUUAGUCUUCAAUCAGGCUGCCGUGCAUGUUUUUGGAAUGUAGGGAGGAAACCGGAGUACCCGGAGAAAACCCACCCAGGCCCAGGGAGAACAACAACUGGAAUU
This is a messenger RNA of Hippocampus zosterae (dwarf seahorse), 1753 nucleotides long. RefSeq names its product wingless-type MMTV integration site family, member 8b (gene wnt8b). Bases 224 to 1327 code for a protein of 367 amino acids. The record is from RefSeq and is a predicted model, not a curated record. Lineage: Eukaryota; Metazoa; Chordata; Actinopteri; Syngnathiformes; Syngnathidae. Gene Ontology annotation, biological process: cell fate commitment; canonical Wnt signaling pathway; multicellular organism development. The transcript has 4 exons. Gene Ontology annotation, molecular function: frizzled binding; cytokine activity. Gene Ontology annotation, cellular component: extracellular region.